Molecule: messenger RNA, 1038 nt
Organism: Clonostachys rhizophaga
Lineage: Eukaryota; Fungi; Ascomycota; Sordariomycetes; Hypocreales; Bionectriaceae
Source: the annotation of a GenBank genome assembly
AUGAGCGGCGACAAGAUGGAUGUCGAGGCUGCUGAGCAGAAGAUGAACUCUAUGGAGCACAGCGAGCAGCAUUAUUUCAAGAGUUACGAUCACCAUGGCAUCCACGAGGAGAUGUUGAAAGAUGAGGUCCGCACCAAGUCUUAUAUGCAGGCAAUUAUCCAAAACAAGCACAUCUUCAAGGACAAGGUCGUUCUCGAUGUCGGUUGCGGUACCGCCAUUCUUUCCAUGUUCGCUGCUAAGGCUGGCGCCAAGCACGUUAUUGGCGUGGACAUGUCAACCAUUAUUUUCAAGGCCCGCGAGAUCGUCAAGGUCAAUGGCCUCUCCGAUAAGAUCACCCUGAUCCAGGGAAAGAUGGAGGAGGUUGAACUUCCUUUCCCUAAGGUUGAUAUUAUCAUCUCUGAGUGGAUGGGUUAUUUCCUUCUCUACGAGUCCAUGCUGGACACCGUCUUGUACGCCCGUGACCGUUAUCUGGAGAAGGGCGGCUUGAUCUUCCCCGACAAGGCCUCCAUCUAUUUCGCCGGAAUUGAGGAUGGCGACUACAAGGACGAGAAGAUUGGAUUUUGGGACAACGUCUAUGGUUUCGACUACUCCCCUCUGAAAGAGACUGCUCUGUCCGAGCCUCUGGUCGACACUGUCGAGGUCAAGACUGUUGUCACCGACCCAAUCUCUGUCUUGAACCUGGACCUCAACACUUGCACCACUGCUGACCUGGCAUUCACUUCCAACUUCAAGCUUUCCGUCAAGCGUGACGACUACAUCCACGCCCUGGUUUCCUGGUUUGAUAUUGACUUCGCUGCUUGCCACAAGCCCAUCCGCUUCUCUACUGGUCCCCACACCAAGUACACCCACUGGAAGCAGACUGUUUUCUACCUGAAGGAUGUCCUCACCGUCCAGCAGGGCGAGGAGGUCGACUGCAUCCUGCGCGUCAAACCCAACUCUAAGAACCGCCGUGAUCUUGAUAUUGAGAUUGACUACAACUUCGAGAGCGAGGAUCAAAACCGCUCCUCCCAGGGCCAGAGCGUAUACAGGAUGUGCUAA